AAAAAUUCAUACCUUUUUGAAAUAUAAACACAUUCAGUACGCGGUAUACCACGCGAUGCUUUGAUCUUUUUAAUGCCACUUCUUCAAUAAGCAGGGGCGGAUCUAGGGUUAGGCAGCCUAGGCAAUUGCCUAAGCCUAAGCUUGGGCAAAAAAAAGGAAAAUAUGCCAUAUAGCAUAACUUGUGAAAGUAAUAAAUAUUUUUGUAAAUUUGUCUUGUAGUGCUAACUUUGCUUCGCCAACCUGGAUGCGCGUUGUUAGGAACUGUUUUUUUUUAAAAAUUCAAUAAGAAGUAAACCCGGGGCGAUUUUAGGCAAGAUACCGAUUCGCCUAAAACGUCCGUGGGUUUCCAAGUUUUAAAUGAAUGAAAAUCACGGGUGGAAGAAAAAACGCCUAAAACGUCCGUGGGUUUUCAACUUCAAAUGAAUGGAAUUCUUAAAUCGGAAGAAAAAACGCCUAAAACGUCCGUGGGUCUUCAACUUCAAAUGAAUAGAAUUCUAAAACCGAGAAGAAAAACGCCUAAAACGACCGCGGGUAAGUUUUACAUAAAUCUCUGUGCGGCCAAGGGUGUGUCCUUCUUUUUCAACAUGGAUUCCCUUGAUCAGGAGUACACUGUUGAAGAAGCUUUCAAGUCAAAUGAUUUGAAUAAAUUGAAUGAGUUGUAUGCAAAAUUGAAAAAAGAAAUUCUGGAUUCAGCUACCUUUUCGGAUAAUGAGAGGAUUAAUAAUGUUGGAAAGAAGUAUUUUCGCGAUCUAGUUGCUGAAACCUUUAUUCCAACCUUUGCUAAAGACAAAUUUAUUGCUUUGAACCUUUUACCCUAUCAUUUUGACUGGUCUUGAUGCAAAUAAUUGUAUCUGUUGAGUGGCGCUCCAUUCACUUCAUGGUUUGUUGUUUGACAAUUGAUCAUUUAUUUUGAUUUCAAUGCUAGAUUCAUUCGUCCAUUGGUAUUACUUCUGUUUCUGCUUAUAUACAAGUGAAGAAGAAAGAAGAAAGAAGAAAAAUUGUUUGCCUGGUUAUUAGAUUAACCUCAAAUUUAUAAAAAACAUUAUUCUGGCAUAUACAAAACGUCGGAAGAUAGUAAAAAGACGGGAGUAGUUAUCGCAUUAUGUAUCAAAACUUUUAUUUGUAUUUUAUAUUAUUAUAUAGCCUUAGUAGCCGAAAAGCACUUGUUACCACCUCGAAAA
Molecule: messenger RNA, 1181 nt
Organism: Hydractinia symbiolongicarpus
Lineage: Eukaryota; Metazoa; Cnidaria; Hydrozoa; Anthoathecata; Hydractiniidae
Exons: 2
Coding region: 420-836 (138 amino acids)
Source: RefSeq, a predicted model, not a curated record